AUGGCAACAGAGUCUCCUGUUAGGUUAGUUGGUAGUGGAACAAAAAGGUGGCCUGCUGACAAGGAGCCCAUUAUAUUUGGCUCAUCAUCAAAUACCACAGGUUUGCAAGGAGUUGAGCUGCUCAUGAAGGAGCACAAGUUCAAUGGAAAUAGGAAAGAAUCAGUUCCUAAUAGGUGUGGAAGCGCACCGCCUAGCAUGGAGGGCUCUUUUGAAGCAAUACACAAUGUUUUGGGUCAGAAAAAUGCAAAUAUUGAGAAUCAAUUGGGAAGCAUCCCAAACGCGAUUGAAAGGCUUGAAUCUGAGGAGCAACUCCGUGCUGAUCCAGCUUACCUUGCUUAUUACCUCUCGAAUGUCAACUUGAAUCCUAGGCUUCCUCCCCCUCUUUUCUCCCGGGAGAAUCGGCAUUUGGCUCACCGCAUUGGCCGUCCAGCAGAUGCUGGGAGAUUGCUCUCCUUUGAUGACAGCAGUAAUGAAUCUGCUUUCAUGUCCAGAGCUUCAUUAUCCACUCAUGAAGAGGAACCUGAGGAUGAUAGAUCUCCAACACAGUCUUCUAGUAUCCGACCAGAGGAAAGAAGUAGUUUUUCUCCUGGGCAGGUCACUUCUUCCCUGGAAGCUCGCCAUAAAAGUCUUGUUGAUCUGAUACAGGUGACAAACCUCUUCAUCAUUUCAUAAUUCAGAGUUUAGACCUUUUUACUGCAAAUACUUCUGUGAUGAAUCUUUGAGGAUACCUGAUGUUUUUUCGUCAGAAUAUUUUUUCUAAUGCUGCAGCUGUUCUCAUCACAUAUUUUAUGAAUGUAUUGGGUUUUUCUCUGAUCAUGUGGCAUGAGAGAUAUAGAUGGAGAGGGGUAGAAUUAGUUUUAAUUAUGCACGGAAAUAGUUAUCUCGUAAAGCCCAUUCUUCCUUCAGUUUACUGUUCAUUUAUUUUUUGCAACAUUUUUUACUUUAUUUGUCUUCUCUUUUCGGCGAAUUAUUUCUUGGAUUGUGAGACCUAUAUAUAUUUUUUAAUGAUUUUCUUUCAGGAGGAUUUUCCUCGGACUCCAUCUCCUAUUUAUAAUAACAAGCCUUCUUCUUCAAAUCAUGUUCUGACAGAAGAGGCAAUUGAAUCAGACAUUCUUGUCGAACCUCUACAUGAUUCCUCUGUUACCAGUGCAGUGCAGUUGUCAGGCACUUCUACUCCAGGUAUCCACACUGUUAGAUCAGUGGCUGGUAGUGACAUUACAGCAGCUCCGUGGAACAAGUUGGGUCUUCCUCAGAGUUCAUCAUCCACAGAGAGAAUUGUGAAUUCUCGUUCUGGACUGAAAGGAGAAUCAAGCAGCAGCGAUGGCCGUUUUGACAGUGAAGUCUUUGUCGCUGACAUUGUUGGUUCAACCAUAUCUGACGUUGAAUCUGAAAUGAAAAGCUUUAGCAUAUCUAAUGAGCACAUAAAUCAACCUGCAAGGCAACGUUCUCUGCAAAAUAAUUCUCACACAAGAGGUGCUGUUUCUCAUGUACAUGGUUCUCAGUCACAGGUAUACUCACAAGGAAUUCGGCAUGCUCACAAUGUCAUGGAAAGUGCUUCUCAUGGCCACCCGAAGCCACCUCCACUCGAAGUGCCAGUAUUGCAGACCUCUGGGGUCUCACCAACACUAUAUGGACCCACUGCAUAUGUUAACUCGGGAAAUCCAUUUCUCCCAAACUUGCAGUCUUCAAACUUAUUUGCUCCACAAUACAAUAUUGGUGGAUAUGCUCUAAAUACGUCGAUUAUGCCUCCAUUUAUAACGGGGUAUACACCUCAUGGUGCAUUCCCUGUUGCGUUUGAUAACCCCAGCAUUCCAAACCUCAAUGUCAGGACCACUGGGAUUACGACUGGUGGUGGUGCAACACCUGGUGUCGACCUUCAACAAUUGUACAAGUUUUAUGGGCAAGCAAUUCAACCAUCUUUUGGUGAUCCUCUGUAUAUGCAAUACUUUCAACAUCCACAAUUGGAUGCAUAUAGUGGUCGAGGUCAAUUUGAUACUGUUGCUUCUAGGGGUCCUGCUAUGGGAAACCAGUUAGAUAGGUACAACGAAACAAAAGGUUCUGUGCACUCACCUGAUCAGAGGACACAGUAUCUGAGAAGUGGAGCUAUCAGUAUCCCAAGCCCACGAAUGGGAGGUGCUGCCAGUCCGAAUUAUUAUGGAAGCCCCCAGGGCAUGGGCGUCAUGAUGCUGUAUGGUACAUCUCCUGUUGGUAGCCCUGUGAUGCCUGAAUCACCGGCAGCUGCGACAGGCCUUCUAGUGAGAAGAAAUGACGCGAGGAUGCCUGCCAAUUCCAGUAAAAAUGUUGGAGUCUAUUCUGGAUGGCAGGGACAAAGAGGACGUGAAAAGGUUGAUGAGCCAAAACCUUAUUCCUUUCUUGAAGAGUUGAAAUCGAGCAAGGCCCGCAGAUUUGAAUUAUCUGAUAUUUCUGGGCACAUUGUUGAGUUCAGGCAAGUUGUAAUGUAACAAAUUUAUUUAUGUUACGUGACUUCUCAUUGUUAUUAUUUUAAUCCUAUUUCUAAAUAUCUGUCUUCAUGUUUUUACCAGUGCUGAUCAGCAUGGAAGUCGGUUUAUUCAGCAAAAGCUAGAAAGUUGUUGUGCAGAAGAGAAAGCAGCUGUUUUUGAAGAAGUCCUUCCACAUGCAUCAACUUUAAUGACUGAUGUUUUUGGGAACUAUGUUAUUCAAAAGGUAUGACUGUGUUUAAUCCCCAAGGGAAAGAAAACUAUCCAUUGCUAGUUCAUUGCAUAGCAACGUUGUUAGUAGUUUUAUGGGUGAUUUAUAUUAAGUUGAUUGUGUUCCAAUUUAGAAUAUCCAGCACAAUUAAUUGAAAUGAGCUUUCUUGUGUCUUUUUCCUUAGUUUUUUGAGCAUGGGAGUGCUGAGCAAAGAAGACAACUUGCAAAUCAGCUUACUGGCCAUAUUUUGCCUUUAAGCCUUCAGAUGUAUGGAUGUCGAGUAAUUCAAAAGGUACUUGCCUCUUCAGCUGUUGUUCGUUUUCUUGACACGAUUAUUUGAUUGGUGCCACUAAAAGAUUCUGCAUAAUGUUUGCUCAUGUAUCAACUACAGUUGUUUCAAUGGAUCUCAUGGUUUUUCCUGAUUGUUUACUUUACCUUCAUAUCUAAUUGUUGAUAUAUUUAUGAGAUUGCCAUAAAAGCCGAUGCGAUGUUGAAAAUUGGCUCAUGGAAAUCAAACGUCCACUAGAAUUUUACAGAUGAGGCUUCAUCUCGGUGCUUUUCAUCAAAACACUGAGCAGUUCUGUCAGUGUCAUAUUUACAUCUUUCAGCUGAAUUUCUCGUCAUCCAAGUGCGAUUCAUCUAUUUGAAAUUUGGUGCAGGCUCUUGAGGUUAUUGAAAUUGAUCAGAAAAUACAGCUUGUUCAAGAACUUGAUGGGCAUGUCAUGCGCUGUGUGCGUGAUCAGAAUGGAAACCAUGUAAUCCAGAAAUGCAUUGAGUGCGUGCCUACGGAAAAAAAUGGAUUUAUAAUUUCUGCUUUCCGUGAUCAAGUUGCUACACUGUCCACUCAUCCCUAUGGUUGCCGUGUUAUCCAGGUAAGAUUUGGAUUAUUAUCCUUUUUAUUUAAUUUUACUUGUAGCCUGACCCAUUAUCUUUUUGCAUCUUUUUUGUGUAGAGAGUUCUGGAGCAUUGCUCUGAUGAAUUACAAAGUCAAUGCAUAGUUAAUGAAAUACUGCAGUCUGUUUGUAUUUUGGCGCAGGACCAGUAUGGCAAUUAUGUAACACAGGUGAUGUAUUUUUUUACCCAACCACUGCUCUAUCGUAUUGCUUAUCUUUCAUUUGCUUUCUUUUUCCGUGAUACCACGUAACAAAUUCAGACCCUUUGGAGUGUAGUUAUUAAAAAUAUUCUUGAUUGAUAUGAAAAAAAGAGGUUCAUCGUGCAUCUCUUUCUAUUGCAUAGUGUAUUCUAAGUGGUUGCCUAUUUUUUGACGGCAGUUCAUGCUGGGAGGGUUCCUUAAUGCUUAAUGCAUGUAUAUAUAGACAUAUUUUGGUACCUUUAUGAAUUCUGUUCAGUAUAUUGCUUCAUGCAUGUCCCGUUAUAGGUAUCAAAUCUUGUUUUGAUGUGGGCUUCAAUGGCUACUCUGGCGCAAAAUGACUUUCAUUUACUUGCUGUUUUAACGCAAGGGGUUUUCAUUUCCAAAUAUCUCAGACCUCUGGUAUUUCAUCGUGGGAAUUUAAUCCUUAAACUUUGAGGAUCCACAAUCCUUGGACUUUCUCAUUUAAGUUCUUGCAGUCCACGAUGGCAGACAUAGAUAACCUGGUCACUCCUUUCCUUUCAACAUCUCUACCUCAUUAAUAUGGAAUAAUGAGAGCAGCCCAUCUAAGUGACUGUUUAUGUGGUUGUUGACGAAAUAGGGGCAUAUUGACUGCCUUCAUUGUGUGAGUUUGUUUUCUUUUUUCCACAUCCUUUUCCUGCACUAGUAUGCUCAUUAACGUUUACAGCUUUUUGGUUUAUUUACUCAUUAAUUCUUAGUUUCUCUUGAAGAGAAAUUCUGACAUGACGACUGUUUGCAGCACGUUUUGGAGAGGGGAAAGCAACGGGAAAGGGCCCAAAUCAUUAGAAAAUUAGCUGGACAGAUCGUUCAAAUGAGUCAGAAUAAGUAUGCUUCAAACGUUAUUGAGAAGUGCUUGGAGUAUGGAGAUAAUUCAGACAAAGAAGUAUUAAUCCAGGAAAUUAUUGGACAAUCAGAGGGGAAUGAUAAUCUACUGGUAUACCUUCUAAGGGGAUUUUUCUUUGAAUUCUGCCACUCAUCUUAACGGAUUGUCUUCUUCUGCGGUGUUUUUUAGUUUAGUUUUCUUAUCCAGCGAAUAUGUUGAGCAUCCUUUCUGGACAGUUUGAUUUCAUCAGAAUAAUAAAACCUAGGAAAUUUUUAUUUGUAUGCAGGCAGCUAUGUAUUUUAUGUAAUGUUUAUCUCAUAUGUUUUGUCAAUAACGCUUCUGAUGGGUAUCACAUCUAUUCACCUCUCUCCAUUUUUAAUUAUUUCUUUUCCUGUGAAAUAUACUCUUAUAAAAUUCCCAUCACGAAUUUGGUCAAGAUCAGGAUUCGAUUAACACAUAUGCUCUGGUUUGCAUCACUUUUCGCAUUUAAGAACACCCUUUAAUCGAAAAGAGUUUACUUGUAACCUACAUGACCUCUUCUUCAGAUCUGCUUUCUACGAUUGGUUUCCAUUAUAAGUGCUAAAUCAUGUGGAUUAGGUAGAGCAUAAGUUAGAUGGUCCCAGAUUAUCCUUCAGUAUCGUCCUCCACUUUUUCAUAGAGGGAAAUCGUCCCUCUUCUUAUUCGAGCUUUGGUCGGUGACAGAAGAGCUGUGAUUCAAUUCAAUGCCCUGUGGAAAGGGUUCAUCUGAGUUAGUUUUACCUAAUGCGUCCACAGAGUUAUACCGAAGAGUCAACCCCAUGAACGGGCGCUGCGUUAUCAUGCCAACUGGGAUUAGACUAACAAACUGCUAGACAUCGAUGGAAAGCAUUUUGGCGAUCUUGUGCAUGUAUCUGAUGACUGUUGUAAUAGAACAUAUUAUUAUUAUUAUUAUAUAAUUGAGGUAAUUUUCGUUUGCCCAGAUCCUUUUUCUAAUCUUCUUGUUAAUAUUUUAAUCCUAGAUAAUGAUGAAAGAUCAAUUUGCCAACUACGUCGUCCAGAAGAUCCUCGAAACCUGUUCCGAAAGGCAGCGAGAUAUAUUGCUCCGUCAGAUCAAGAUUCAUCUGCCUGCUCUGAAGAAGUACACAUAUGGAAAGCACAUCGUUGCUCGGGUCGAACAGUUAUCCGGCGAAGGUGGGUAUCUAAUCAUCUUUCAUGAUUCUUCUGCCCCAUCUCGAUCUCUGUCGUUGUAUGCUAAGUAAAUUCAUCCCCUGUAACCAUCUCAUUAUUAUUAUUAUUAUUAUUAUUAUUAUUAUUUGUUGGGCUAUUCAAAAUCUGCCCUUUUGAUCUGCGUAAACAGAUGGCUCUGAAGAGACAUGA
This is a messenger RNA of Spirodela intermedia, 5960 nucleotides long. NCBI's taxonomy places the organism in Eukaryota, Viridiplantae, Streptophyta, Magnoliopsida, Alismatales, Araceae. The record is from the annotation of a GenBank genome assembly.